Molecule: messenger RNA, 1746 nt
Organism: Schizophyllum commune H4-8
Lineage: Eukaryota; Fungi; Basidiomycota; Agaricomycetes; Agaricales; Schizophyllaceae
Exons: 4
Coding region: 160-1746 (528 amino acids)
Source: RefSeq, a predicted model, not a curated record
GCGCACGUGCAAUUACCUGGUAUAAUGACGCUUAGUUACAUAUAAGGCAAUUAGUAUAUCGACAACUGCCUUUCCACGUCACGCCCUCGAAAAUGCUUCGCUCUAAUCCAUCGUUCGUGCAUCUCCCACUGACCCUCUUUCUCUUGAUAUAACGCCACCAUGAUAUCCCACAAGGAAUCCCCGAAGGAGGGCAUCGCCGACCAGCAGGCAUCGCAGCAUCCAGCACUCGAACCCAGCGCACAUCAGCCCGUUGAUAGUCCCAUGGAUCGCGUACCAAAAGAAAUUCUCGGCCUUAUCUUCGAAUUUUGCGUCGCACGAGAAGCCUCGCUGCCAAACCAGUUCUUCCACAACACCGCCAAGUGCCCAUGGCUCCUCACCCGUGUCUGCGGCAUCUGGAGGGAGCUAGCGUGCAAAACGAUGAGCCUUUGGACGACCAUCCGCAUAUCGGUCGACGCUCUCGAGGAGUCCGGGCGAUCACUGGCCGACGUUAGCGACCUCCUGCGCAACUACCUGCAGCGAUCGUACCCGCUCCUGCUGCACAUCACCGUCAUGAGCGAGGACAGCUUCCCGGCGCACAUCCUGAACCCGAUAGUCGACACCUGCGAGCGCUGGCACUACCUCUUCCUCUUCGCCCACCCCGAUGACUUUCCCCGCUUCGCCGUCAUCCGUGGCCGCAUCCCCGCCCUCCAGUCCCUGCAGGUUAUUCCAACGCGCAUCGGCGAGCCAACGAAUACAACACCUACCAUGUUCGAAAUAGCGCCAAAGCUCGACACCCUCUCGCUCGGCGGACACGCGCUCGAGCUAAACUUCGCCCUUCCAUGGAAGCAGAUCCGCAUAUUCGAGGCGAACUACAUUGACCCGGCCGACGUUUUGCGCUUCCUCCCACUCAUGCCUGCCCUCGCUGACCUCAAAUUGGGGCGUGAGCCUCCGGAGCAUACACCGGGCCCCACACAGGGGAUCAUGAUAACCCUUGCGAGGCUGCGCGCGCUGACGUUGAACGUCUCCGAGGGUCAGCGGUCACCGGCCCAUCCGGGAGACCUGCUCGACCAUCUCACGCUGCCCGCGCUGGAAGACCUGGAGGUGGAGUGCGACGUGGAGGAGAGCAUCGAGACCUUGCGGCGGCUGAUUGAGCGUUCAGACUGCCGUAUCGAGGCGCUCACCUUGGUCGUCACCUUCAAGUGUAGGGGGAAUCUGCUGGGCUUGUUCCGCCUCACGCCGCACCUGCAGCGGCUGACGCUGUUCGACGGGACGUCGAUGACGGAGCCGAGGUUGCUGGACGCGCUCGUGGUGCGUCCGGAGGACCCGGGAAGUGUGUUGCUGCCGAAGUUGGAGCGUACCACGCUGCUUGCGAGCAGCCCGCUGCCUGAGGAGGACGUCCUGCGUUGGCUAGAUGUGUUUGAGUCCCGAGUCAAUCCGCCGCAGCCGCUGAACGAGGACGGGGAGGUGGACGAGGCCCGGCGCGUGCACGCCUUGCGCGGCAUACUCAUGGGCUGCACAUCUGGGGAGAAUAUCGUGGAUAACAGAGUUUGCGUGGACCGCUUUAACGGGAUCAUGGCCGCUGGAGUGUCGGUGGACCUGUGGCGCGCCGACUCUCUCGGUGUUGGUGGUUAUGAGCUCGGAUUGACGCAGAUGGGGGGAACGCGCGCCGCAGAGGCUGGGGAGGGAACCAAGGGCUUGUCCGACUUCGAAAGUGCCGCUCGCUACAGGCGAGUCUGUCCGAUCAAGGAAUCCCGACAUAUGGAUUGA